AUGGCAAGAAUGUCUUCACCCGCAAAAGAAUUCAAGGGCUGGGUCGCCCACGACGCAACAAACCCCCUCAAAUACACAACCUUCACCCCUAAACCCUUCACAGAAACCGACAUCGAGAUCCGCGUCACGCACUGCGGAAUCUGCGGCACAGAUGUCCACACUCUCCGCUCAGGCUGGGCUCCGACAGAUUACCCAUGCGUAGUCGGGCAUGAGAUAAUCGGAAUAGUCGAGCGAAUUGGCACAGCCGUCCCAACACUCCCAUCAUCUGAAGCCUCGCGCAAGAUCCAAAUCGGCGAUCGCGUCGGGAUCGGUGCGCAGAGUGGAUCAUGUCUUCGAGCGGACUGUGAGGCUUGUGCUGAUGGUGAAGAGUCCUACUGCACCCGGAUUGUGGGUACUUAUAAUGGACGAUAUGCUGAUAAGAGUAAAUCUUAUGGAGGGUUUGCGGAGAAGUGGCGUGGUCCGGCGCAUUUCGUGGUCAAGAUUCCGGAUGGACUUCCUUCUGCGGAGGCGGCACCAUUGCUUUGUGCUGGUGUUACUGUUUAUGCGCCUUUGAAGAAAUAUGGUGCUGGACCUGGGAAGACGGUGGGUAUUGUGGGUAUUGGAGGAUUGGGGCAUUUAGGUGUUCUGUUUGCGAAGGCGUUAGGUGCAGAUCGGGUUGUUGCGAUUUCGCGGUCUUCUAGUAAGAAAGUUGAUGCUAUGCAGGGCUUAGGUGCUGAUGCAUUUAUCGCCACUGGUGAGGAGAAGGGGUGGGCGAAGAAGUAUUCGCGAUCGCUGGAUAUUAUUCUCUCCACGGUAUCUGGGGGUGAUAUGCCAUUUUCGCAGUAUUUGCGUUUGCUGAAGCGGGAUGGUACUUUUAUUCAGGUUGGAGCGCCGGAAGAGCCAUUGCCUCAAUUGGCGGCUUUUUCUCUGAUUCAGAAGGGGGUCAAGGUGACUGGCUCGAAUAUUGGGUCUCCGGAGGAUAUACGGCAGAUGUUGCAGCUUGCGGCGGAGAAGAGGGUUUUGCCGUGGAUUCAGAAGAGGUCUAUGGAGGAUGUGAACGCUGCGCUGGUGGAUAUGCACAAUGGGAAGGCGAGGUAUCGGUAUGUGCUGCAGAAUGGAGAGGAGCAGGCGAAACUGUAA
Messenger RNA from Penicillium longicatenatum, 1119 nucleotides. RefSeq names its product NAD(P)-dependent alcohol dehydrogenase. Gene Ontology annotation, molecular function: zinc ion binding; alcohol dehydrogenase (NADP+) activity. Bases 1 to 1119 code for a protein of 372 amino acids. NCBI's taxonomy places the organism in Eukaryota, Fungi, Ascomycota, Eurotiomycetes, Eurotiales, Aspergillaceae. Gene Ontology annotation, biological process: alcohol metabolic process. The transcript has a single exon. The record is from RefSeq and is a predicted model, not a curated record.